AUGGUCUUCUCACUCCGCAAGGCCUUCGCGGCCCUCCUCGUCACGACCGCAACAGUCUACGCCCUCCCCUCAGACUCCUCCUCGUCAACAGAAUCGACGGUAAACACAACCACCCUCGCCGCCACCUCCUCAAACUCGACAGUCUGCAACAACUCCCCGUCCCUUUGCAGCCGCAAGUACAACAACAUCACCCACAUGGGCGCCCACGACAGCGCCUUCCUCCGCGACGCCAGCACUUCAAACUCCAUCGCCGGUAACCAGUACUACAACGCCACCGUCGCCCUCAACUCGGGUCUGCGCCUGCUCCAGGCCCAGGUCCACCUCGUCAACGGCACCUCGGGCAGCGUCCUCCAGCUCUGCCACACCACCUGCAGCCUCCUCGACGCCGGCACCCUCGAGAACUGGCUCUCCGCCGUCAAGGACUGGAUGGACAAGCACACCGACGACGUCGUGACCAUCCUCCUCGUCAACUCGGACAACCAGGCCGCCUCGGCCUUUGGCAAGGUCUUUGAGUCCUCGGGCAUCUCCAAGUACGGCUACAAGCCCUCCACCUCCUCCGCGACCUCGAGCUGGCCCACCCUCCAGACCAUGAUCGACGCAGACACCCGCCUCGUCACGUUCGUCGCCUCCAUCACCGCCGACACGGGCUACCCUUACCUCCUCCCCGAGUUCGCCUACGUCUUCGAGACGGCCUACGAAGUCACCUCCGCCGGCUUCAACUGCACAAUCGACCGGCCCUCAACCUACUCCACCGCCGCCGCCGCCGUCACGGCAAACAUGCUGCCCCUCAUGAACCACUUCCGGUACCAGACCCUCGCCACCGACAUCCUCAUCCCGGACGUCAGCGACAUCGACACGACCAACUCGGCCUCCACCAGCACGGCGGGCAACCUCGGCCUCCACGCGCAGACGUGCAAGAGCCAGUGGGGCACCAAGCCCGUCUUCGUCCUCGUCGACUUCUUCAACAAGGGCCCUGCCAUUGACGCCGCAGAUAACCUCAACGGCCUCUCUUCCUCCGACAUCUCGGGCCGCAGCAGCAGUAACAGCGCCACUGCGAGCUCGAGCAGCGGCAAGUCUGCCGGCAGAGCGCCCGGUGGUAUGGAGACCGGCGCGCUCGUCGCGUUCCUCGCCGCCGCCGUGUUCUUGUUUUAA
Colletotrichum phormii is the source of this 1152-nucleotide messenger RNA. Its product is annotated as PLC-like phosphodiesterase. Gene Ontology annotation, biological process: lipid metabolic process. Gene Ontology annotation, molecular function: phosphoric diester hydrolase activity. The record is from RefSeq and is a predicted model, not a curated record. Lineage: Eukaryota; Fungi; Ascomycota; Sordariomycetes; Glomerellales; Glomerellaceae. The coding region runs from base 1 to 1152 and encodes 383 amino acids. The transcript has a single exon.